AUGGCAAUAGCUUCAUAUACCCGGCAAAAUGCUUUGGGGAUACCAGAAAUUCUUUGUAUGUGCGUAUUAGAUAAUAAUAAUGUUUUGGUAGCUUGUGUAGGAACAACUGACUUGUUUCAAUUGACUGUGGACGAUGAUACUGUGAUAAUAACUCAUAUAUAUUCAUUGGAACUUCAGGAAACGGCUCACAAGGUAAGAUAUAUUUCGUCAAUCAAUAGUAUAUUUCUUUUGAGUGGAAUAACGUUGUGUUCAGGUAUCUUAGUGAAAUCUUCAACUAGUUCUACUUGUAAAGUAUGUCCACUAAUAGGAGAUGAUGUCAAGGAUUUUGACCUUGUCGUUAUAAUGGAAGGUGUUAUUCUCUCUGCUUUAGUGGGAUAUGAUAUAUCGAUUUUUCUUUGUACAGGGGACGAUGCAUUUCCGUUAAAACGUUUUUACGUGGGAAAUGUUUGUAUGUGUAAUUGGGUAACUCCAGACUGUUUGUGUUGCUCUGAGUUUGGUGAAAUGCGUUUUUAUGGUGUAGAUGGUACACAUAUACGUUCUCUUGGAUCUCCUGCUUCAAAGGCUAUAUAUGCAACUCCUUUACAUCAUUACUUUGAUAAUGAUGUUUUGAUAUCUGAAAAAUCCAAUAAACGGUACUUUAUUGUUCUAUUUGACGGAAAUGAAGGUUAUUUUUCACAUCAACUUGUUGUAUUCUCCCAAAAGGGAAAUACUGUUACUGAGAUAGAAAGGUUUCCUAUUUUCGCUAUAUCACGUCCAUCAUGUAUCUUUUCUAUUGGUCCUUGGGUUUGUGUUGGGGGAUCAUUUGGAUUGGAAUUUUAUGAUUACAGAAAGGGAACGUAUGCUCAAUCUUCCCUAGAAAAUGUAUCGGUGACUCAUUAUUCCUUCUCUAAUGUUUGCAUAGAUGCUACUAUAGUUCCUAAUGACACACUCUAUUCAAGAGCACAUUAUGGGGUUGCUGUUAGCAAGAAAUCUAUUUAUGCGUUGUGUUUUCAAUCAAUUAUAGAUGUUGUUGAUGAAUUAAGCUCUAAUACGGCCUUUUAUUCAGUAUUGUUAAAAAGUCUGUUAGUAUUUGGUUCUUCUGUUCGAGCAAAACGAACCAUGUAUUCUUCUAAAAGAAUACAUGAUACCGUGUCAAGUUGUAAUAUACUUUUUUCAGAAUAUGGUUCAAUUCUUUCUAGGUUUCAUGUUCAAUUAAGUGAUUUUCCUCGUCGAAGAUCAAUUUGUUUUGCUUCUACCAAACAACCAGAUACCUGUGCAAUAUGUGGGAUAAAAAGUACUUUCACAUCUAUCCUUUGUGAAUGUGUGAUAUGUCAUUUAAUUGUAUGUCGGAAAUGCUCUUUUGUUCGUAAUAUGAAAUUAUAUGGUUAUAGUUCUUGGGAUAAAGGUAUUGUAUGUUGUCAAUGUGAUGGAAGAUGUGAUUUAAACUUGUAUAGACUAUUUGUAGCACGUCGUUUUACACAAAUACUAAAUUACAUGGAACAAUACCCAGAAAGAUGUUACCAGUUUUCUUUAAAAAAAGUUGUUCCUCCUCUUUUAGAACAGUGUUUUGGAGAACGAAAGUUUGAACUUUGCGCUGAACUUCUUGAAAAAUAUGUAGCUAAAGGUACAGUAUUCUGGGAUCAGUGGAUUGUUCGUUUUGUUUUAGAAAAGGAGGUACGUGCUCUAGUUCGUGUUCAUAAUCCAAAUGAUGCAGAUGAAAAUUGUAAUACUACAAUAUUACUUCAUCUUGUUAAAUGUGAUGUUAAGACUUUGUAUUUACUAAUACAAGAAUGGUCUAAUAAGGCGUAUAAUGAUGAAAUAAUUCUUCAUGGUAUCAUGUCACGUCUUUCUUUUAAAAAGGAAGAGGCUCGUGUGUUACAAGAAUCUUGUCAAGAAGGUUCUUUAACUUUUUCAGAACUUCAAAAUGCCAUAGGACUUCUUUACUUUGAUGAAGAAGUUGAUACUCUUCUUAGAGUAUAUCUUUAUAUUUGUUUUCGAAAAAAGAGAUACAUGGAUGGAGCGAAGUGUUAUAUGGAGUAUUUUAUGAUGAUGCUUCCUUUUUCAAAACAUGAACGUACACGAACUUAUGAGGUAUUUGAGGGUUAUAUUUUGUUAGGACAGCCUAUACGUAAAUAUCCGCCUUCAGGUCUUAUAGAUUUUUGGGACUUAAUAACAAGUCAUGGUAUCCUUGAGAGUUUCAUUCGUUUAAAAGACUCUACAGGAACUACAGUUUUUUUAACACCUUUACUUAUUCAUUAUCGUGAAGAAUUUGGUCGAUAUUUAGUGGAUUCACUUCAUUCUGAUUUACUUGAAGAUGUACUACAAUCUGUCGUUUCUGAUUUACAAGAGAGUCAACCUUCUCAGCUUUUACAUGUAUUAGACGCUUUGACUAAUGUUUCUCCAUUAGCAACGUCUUCCUAUCAUUCUCUUAUGAGUGAAUUAUACUUGGAGUAUGCCCCUGAAAAACUUUUAAGUUUUAUUCAAAACCCUCUAGUAAUAGGAUUAAACUGGAAAAAACUUGCCAAAUCAGUAGAAAAUAGAAAGAUGUAUCGAGAACUUAUUUACAUAGUUGGUAAAACUGGUAAUGAUAUGGAAGCUGUUCGUAUGGCUAUUCGUUGUAUGAAGAGUGUUUCACUAGCUUUAGAGUAUAUUAAAGAUAAUCCGAAUAAGAUUCAUCUUUGGAAUUCACUCGUAGCAAAUGUGAUUCAAUCUCCUAUUCUUAUUGGUGACUUUCUUGAUGCUGUUGAGGAUUUUACAAUAGUUGAAUUUCUUUUAAAGUCUAUUCCAGAGCAAAACCGUCUUAGUAUUGAGCGAGUUGGUCCUCGACUAAAUAAAGCUCUUCGAAAUAAGUGGUGUACUGAACGUAUAGAUGAGUCUUCUGUAGAUUCUAUGCUUGAAGAUAACUAUACUUUACUAUGUCUUUUGAGGAAAAAAAGUUGUAAAGGAGUAUCUUAUGUUUCAAAUACACUAUGUAAUUCAUGUCAUCAGAUAAUUUCUGGAGAGCGUAUAGUGGAUGACUAUGGUAUGUCCUUUCAUAUUACAUGUGUCUCAGUAUCAUCAAAUCAACGUUCUGCAAAUAAAGAGAGAAUUAAUGGACGAAAUUACAGACCAAAAUAUAAAAGAGAAGUUGAUCAUGAAAUAAAUUAUGUGGAAUAUUAUACAAGUAGAUCUCUUGGAGUUUCAAAUCUACUUCUUCUCUUACCAGAUACUAUCAUGCAUCAUAUUCUUCAGUUUCUCUCUAUACAUGAACGUGAGAUUUGUAGGUGUGUUAGUCGUUUAUUCCGAAAAAUCAUCAGUUCGUUUUAUAUUUUUAACAAAAGAGAAGAUGAUCAUAUUAGUAGUCGUUACUAUACUCGUUUACAAGAAAAUGAAAAUAGAGGGUGUCGACAAACUAUAUAUCUGGGUAAAGUACCCAUACUUGGUUUCUCUGGAAGUACAAUGCUGCCAUCUUCUUCCUCCUCUUCCUGA
This is a messenger RNA of Trypanosoma theileri, 3447 nucleotides long. RefSeq names its product putative vacuolar protein sorting-associated protein 41. Gene Ontology annotation, cellular component: late endosome; HOPS complex. The transcript has a single exon. Lineage: Eukaryota; Euglenozoa; Kinetoplastea; Trypanosomatida; Trypanosomatidae. The coding region runs from base 1 to 3447 and encodes 1148 amino acids. Gene Ontology annotation, biological process: vesicle-mediated transport; protein targeting to vacuole; endosomal vesicle fusion. Gene Ontology annotation, molecular function: protein binding. The record is from RefSeq and is a predicted model, not a curated record.